AUGAGUGCGGCCACGGCGCCCGAGCGCGGCUGGAAGAGCGAGAAAGUGGACGAGGCGCAGGCCCUGGCGCGGAGCUGCGCCGCCCGCAGACCCGACUUCCAGCCGUGCGACGGGCUGUCCAUCUGUGCCACGCACAGCCAUGGCAAGUGCUUCAAGCUGCACUGGUGCUGUCACCUGGGAUGGUGUCACUGCAAAUAUGUGUAUCAGCCUAUGACCCCCGUGGAGCAGCUCCCAAGCACAGAGAUCCCUGCAAGGCCGCGAGAGCCGACCAACACCAUGCAAAUCUCCGUCUCGCUCACUGAACACUUUCUGAAAUUUGCGUCUGUCUUCCAGCCUCCGCUUCCCCCUGACUCGCCAAGGUACUGUAUGAUUUCCGAUCUCUUCAUCGACAACUAUCAGGUUAAAUGUAUUAACGGGAAGAUGUGCUAUGUGCAGAAGCAGCAGGCGCCCCAUUCCCAGAAGAUGAGCCCUGAGGAGGUCUCUGCACACGAUGCCUUAAUUUCUAAAGAGAGUGACACUCCGAAACUGGAUCACUGCUCCUCCCCUUCCGGUUCUGAGGACUCGGGGAUCAACGCAAUUGGGGCUCACUAUGUGGAAUCCUGUGAUGAGGACACAGAAGAAGGGGCGGAGCUGAGUUCUGAGGAAGAUUAUAGCCCUGAGAGCAGCUGGGAACCCGAUGAGUGCACCCUGCUCUCCCCAUCGCAGUCCGAUCUGGAAGUGAUCGAAACGAUGGAGACCACUGUGUAGGCAGCUGGGAACUGCGGCCGGGGUCCACCCUGAGCUUCUUCUGUUAUUUGAUUUGACGAGUCCUUUUCCAAUACUCUUGGCAUUUUCCAAGCCACAUUACUAACCGUAGCAGUCCAGUGAUCUGCUUAGUGUUCCCCUUAUAUUACCUUGUAAUGACAUUGUUUCCUUUUGUAUCUUGCUUUCUAUGUAGCAUCUGGUGUCAUGAGUUGUGACCCAGCCUUAACUUCACUGAGAACUUUGAGAGCGGUGGUGACCACAGCGACUCAUAGGUCACAUGGAGAAGCUACCCAGAGUGGAAGUAACCAUAGUUUACCAGUAGCCUGUCCUUCGUGGUGAAGGCUCUUGCUCCGCUCUGCUUCCCUUUGGCGUGUCAUGUGACACCUCUGUCCAGUUGGUUUCGGGGUUGGGGAGCAGCUCAGUUCUGGAAACAGUGUUGCAGCCAGUGUUCCCUCCCUUCCUUUUCUGUUUGUCACCCACAUUGGCUCAGGACAAGAGUAGCCUCUGUUACUUCUAGAAGGUCCUUCGAGGACUCCUGGUGAUGGCCGUGUCGCAGCCUCUGUGACUGAAAGGGUCUCUCUAGUUUGUGUCCAGUCCACCAGAGAUUCAGGAGUCCAGUUCUCACCUCGAAGGGGCCACAUUGUAGUACAGAACACAAGUCAAGCAGCUUGCUGUGCCCGGAGGAUGUUGGAAUCGGGAAGGAGUGGUGGACUCGGCCUGGGCUGGCUCAGAGCAUUGCUACAGUGUCUGAGCUGGCCCCAGGUGGGUUCUACAGCGUCCACUGCCCUUCUUGAUUGUUUUUCGGUUCAGGGAGAAGCAUUUAGGUUUUGUAGGUAUUAUAUUUAGGAGAUAACACAUCUGACAUCUUAAAAAAGUACACAAUAGUUUUAGUUAGCAUGAAAAUGCUAAGAGACAGAAGUCCUUUAGGGAUUAGGAAUGAAUCUAAUAGGUUUGAUCUAUUCUGCUUCGCUUGGUCGUAUGAAGCAUUAGAAUGGCUUAGAUGAGAAAUGGACUAGAAUUUGUAUGAUGCAUGGAUUUUAUGCAAAUGCAAAAACAGUUGAGAUAGCUCACUGCUGAGUCAGGAAGAUGUUUUCUGUAACACUUCUUCACUUUACUACCCUGGAGUCCACACACAUUGUAUGCAUUCUCUCUCACAGACAAAAUAGUGAGCAAUUCCUUCUUAUGUAGCUUUCUUCAAAACUCUGUUCCUAAUUUGCUAUCAACUGGGUAUGCUCAUGUGAUCUUAUUAUCUGCCAUUUCCCCAAAUCUAUCUGUGAGACAUAGUAUAAAUCUGGGACCUUUUAACAUACACUGUCAUAAAACAAGAGUCACAGGGCUGCAGGGAGAACCACCUCAGAUCCUGGCUGUGUGAGCAGGCACCAUAGCCUUGCUGUGUGGUCAGCAUCUCUGUACAUCCCUGUGUCAUUAGUGUGUACUGCAGGCAAGGAGACUGUGCUCUCUAGGCCUCCUCAUUUGGGGUUCUUCACUAUGUACUCUAGGAAGUAUCUGCUCCCCAGUUGGAUAUGGAGUCCAAGUGAUUGCUACUAGAACCUUCUCUAGGCUGAUGAGCCCCAAACACCCAGUGUUCAGAGGCAGAAUAUGUGCCUUCCUCUGGAAUGCAUUAGUUAAAAUGCCAUGUGUGAGAUAAGGAUAUAGCAAAACCCCCUACAUACUUAAAUUCAAGGUCUCAUACCAAGGACUAGCAGGUACAGGGAGGGCAGGUUGGAGCUGCCAUAUAUUGGCUGCUGGGUCAUUCUCCUGGCCUGGGACAGUCUGGUGACAUCUGGUGGGCCCUGCCUGAGGAUCGUGGUGCCACACUGGCAUGGAAAUGAAACACAUGAACCACAUAUCCUCAUCCUGCACUUGGGCUGCGAUGGCAGCAGUGGCACCAUCCUCAAAUGUGCUGUGGGUGAGCUCCUCAGCCCCCGAGGUAGAGAAGCAGACACACAGCAGGGCUUACUCCUGUACCUUUCCUAUCUACUUUUUUGCUACAGGCCACUGCCCGAAUACUAAACUAACUGGGGUCUAGAACCUGGGCUCCAAAGCCAUGAAAACACGUGGUCAUAGCCAAAGUUCUGAAGGUUGGCUAUGUAUUGGGCUUGGUCCCUUUAUCAGUAAUAUCUGUGACUUUUGUCCAGGGUCCUGUUUUCUAAACCUCUGAAACUGCCACUCAAAUUUGCCAUCACUGUGAUGGAAUUUUUUGGAUUUAAUAACAAUUGAUGAUCACAUUAAUUAUUUGCACAAUCUCUUUAUAAUUACCCUCACUAAGAUGCACUUGCCGUUUUAUAAAAUUGGACACAUUCCCUUGCAUUCUUGGAUCUCAAAACAGCAUUUUCUAAAUAAGCACAGCUGAGAGGUUUUUGGUUUUCUUCUCCUAACAGUGUUCAUACCAGUAACUGUCUGAAAUAUGAUUAAGCCAGAAUUAUUUCUCUAUGCUUGCAUUCUGAAAUCAGCCGAAAAGACUAUAAAAAAUGUAUAGCUUAACUGCAAUUCUAGGCCUAUUCUGUUCUUUGUUCUAUGAAAGAAUUUCUCUAUAAUCCUGAUAUUAUAGUGCUGAUUUGUAUAUGUGUAUUCAUAGGCACUUUAGAAAUACUUAGACACAAAAUGCACUAUAGAUGGUAAGCACAGUCGUGUUAAAUAGGCUUUUGACUAACACUUGUACAGCGAGAGUUGAAAGCUUGAAAUCUAGACCUUACAGGAGGCUUGCCUGGGGCAAGCCUUGGACCAUGUGGAUGGGUUUCUGUGGGAUUCUGGCACUGUUACCACUUUUGAAAGGUUGUUGGGUACCAGGGUAAUCCCACUAAAUGUGGAGUAUACUUUUCUUACAUAACCAAGAUUUUAAGUUUCAAGUGUGCCCAUAACUUUUUUUGAGAAAUGACAAAGCAACUAAAGUCCUUUUGGGGAUAACUAUUUGAUAUAUUUAAAAAAAAAAAGGCUUUACUUUAAAACCUAGGUGGUUUUUGCCUUUAACAUUUAAAGAAUAAUAUGAGAAUUUUGAGGACAACCCUGAAGAAAAAGUUGUUUUCCUAGAAGAAAAGACUCAUGCCUCAAGGUGACACAGUACAGAAGAGACUAAAACCUUAGCUACAGUGUCCAAACACAACUCAGCACAACACAGUGUAAUACAGUACAGAUCCAGUGUCCCAACAGGCCACAAUGCAACACGACACAGUACAAUAACAAAAUAACAAUGCAACACUGAGCCACCAAGUCCAGAACAACCACACAGCUAUUUUCUGACAAGUCUUUAGGAUCUGAUCUAGGAUCUGACUGUCUCUUUUACUUCUUAACCUCACCUGCUUGCCUAAUUGAAAUAACUCGGUCUUCUAGGGUUGAUCAGAACAAAUUAUUCUUAUGUGAAUUUGAUUGCAACCAGACACUUUAGAAAGUCAAAAUAUCCAUAUAUGCAUGGUCGUGUAGAUACUGCCAUGUAAGGAAAAAAAGCACACAUUUAAGUAAGAUACUAUUUAUGUCAUCUGCUCUUGAUUGUUCCCGAAUCCUAUUUGCAAAACUUUAUUGUCAUGGUUUUGGCUUUUUACUUGAGGAAAGUAUUCUAACUGGUCUCUCUCCUUCCCGUUUGUCCAGCGGUGCUGUGAAGUAGAGCAGUAGGUGCAGGCUGGGUACCCUGGGCUUUGUGGGGAGUGUGUUUCUGUGCUCCUUCUGUACCACACAGCCCAGAAUGCCAUCAGUAUAAACUCAAAGUAUAAACCUCAGUAUAAACUUAAGGGCAUUUCUCAAAAUGAAUUUGUUUCUAAAUCUCACCUUGUCGUGACUAUGGUGCCUGAACACGGGUGUACUGGAAGGGCGGGUGCGGUCCAGGGAGGAGCUGUUGCUGCUGAGGGCAGUGGGAAGCCUGUCUGAGGUUUGGAUGGCGCCUCCAGGACACUGUGUUUACUUGUGUUAGGCUGUCUGUACCUUGCUUGUCACCUGCUGUGCGGGCUCUUUUGAAUCUGUUUUGAAGUUUAAGCACAAUGUUGGCCCUUCUGUAAUUUCCUAAAAUUCCAUUGUUUUCCCCAGACAGCUGAACUUUAGGAGAUAUUGCUGUACAAUAAACGUGGUUUCCUUUUGUACUAGAA
Molecule: messenger RNA, 4820 nt
Organism: Grammomys surdaster
Lineage: Eukaryota; Metazoa; Chordata; Mammalia; Rodentia; Muridae
Gene: CUNH3orf70
Product: chromosome unknown C3orf70 homolog
Exons: 2
Coding region: 1-747 (248 amino acids)
Source: RefSeq, a predicted model, not a curated record